Messenger RNA from Macroventuria anomochaeta, 2053 nucleotides. Its product is annotated as UPF0052-domain-containing protein. Lineage: Eukaryota; Fungi; Ascomycota; Dothideomycetes; Pleosporales; Didymellaceae. The record is from RefSeq and is a predicted model, not a curated record. Gene Ontology annotation, molecular function: LPPG:FO 2-phospho-L-lactate transferase activity. The transcript has 4 exons. Bases 267 to 1709 code for a protein of 480 amino acids.
UCAACCAGCUGAUCGAAUGUCGCGCCGCGCAACACCAUACACCAAAAUGCGAGAUGUUGCCUAAUUCAGCAGGGUGUGCCUGCUGCCCUAAGGGAGUGCUGAGUGUGCAUGACUCUUUCCCUGGCCGCCACACGCGAGCAUGUGAACAUGUUAGGUACCUCGCAAUGCUCCAACAUAACACUCUGUCCCUACAACAUGUCCUGAUAUAAGUCAACAAAGACCUUCGUGGUCACCCUCCCUCCGCCUAACACUCCUACGACGUUACAAUGGCUUCUGCUCCAGAAUUCUUCCUUACUUUGAACAGCGGCACCUCCACUCCAACCACAAAUGGUUCUGUCAAAGCCAAGGGCAUUGUUGUAUUCUCCGGUGGAAGCGCUGCAAAUAAUCUGGUCGAUGUCUUCAAGACCGUGCGGGAGGAUAAGAGGUGUUCGCUGAGCUAUGUGAUCCCUAUCAGUGACAACGGCGGAAGCUCCUCUGAGCUCAUACGUGUCUUCGGCGGCCCAGGUAUUGGUGAUGUACGGAGUCGUCUCGUGCGCCUAAUCCCAGAUGAUCCGGAUAACGACGAAAGUGAGAAAGCGGCCAUCAAAGCUUUCUUCAAUCACCGCCUGCCGAAAGAGCAAGUUCCGGCGAAGCAAGAAUGGCUCCAAAUUGUAGAAGCGCAGCAUGCACUCUGGACGAACAUCUCCACGGCGAAAAAGGAGCUCAUACGGUCGAUCCUCAGUCACGUGGCUUUCGAGAUCAUCAAGCGGCGUAGACCCUCUUCCACGUUCGAUUUCUCGGGUGCAAGUAUUGGCAACCUGUUUCUGACGGGUGCACGCCUCUUCACCGGCUCAUUCGAAUCCGCCAUCUACCUCCUCUCCAGCAUCUGCUCAGUCCCUUCCCACACCUCGGUCCUGCCUGCCAUAAACACAAACUUCACGCACCACAUCUCCGUCGGCCUAGCCAACGGCACCAUCAUAACGGGCCAAAACUCAAUCUCCCACCCCUCGCAGUCCACAGCCCUAGACUCCCACCCCGCCCACGACGAAGUUGAAGAGCACGAUCGCAUCGAAGACGCCAACCUCCCCGGCUCCCUCCCUACGCUGCGGAAACAGUACAUCGCCUUCUCCAAAGCCGACGAAGAAGAACUCGAUGCGAGGAUCGAGAGGUUGUGGUACAUCAACCCGUAUGGUCAGGAGAUCCGACUCGCUGCAAACCCCAUGGUGCUGAAUGCCUUGAACGACGCGCAAGCGGUGAUAUACAGCAUCGGCUCGCUGUACACGUCGAUCGUGCCAUCGUUGGUGUUGAAAGGUAUUGGUGAAGCGCUGAGUAAUCCGCAGAUCAGGUACAAGAUCCUGAUCCUGAACUCCACACUGGAUCGCGAAACAGGGCCGAGCUUGGAUCCUUACACGGCAUUGGAUUUCGUAGCGGCAAUUGCGAAAGCGGGGGCGAACUCGAAGGGUGUGCUUGCAACGCCGCCGACAGAGUCGUAUAAGGAGUAUGUCACGCAUAUCAUCCAUCUCACGGGUCCGGAGAUGCCGGCAGUCGAUAAGGAGGAGUUGAGGGCGCUGGGCAUUGAGGCGAUUAGGGUGUAUGGGAGGAAGAAUGAGGGUGAGAGUUUUGUGCGGUAUGAUGAGAGGGGGUUGAUUCAGGCGCUGGAGGUUACGAUGGGGAAGAGGGAUCCGCGAGUAGCCAGUCGUCGUAACACUCUCGAAGGUCCCGCGAGGUAGAAUUCACGCGGGUGGAGGGUGUAAGGCAACAGAGAAUGGACGCGCGGCAUGUGCCAUGUUUGUAUAGUACGCACUGUUUGCGACAGCCUCGAGCUUCGAGCUUGUGCAGCUUUCUGACUGAGCGAAUCCCGAUGCCGCCUUUUAUGAGUCGUACACGGGCAAAGAAACAGCGUAUGAUCAGUACCGCAGACCACUCAAAACCAUCGUACUGUGUAGAGGCGUCUACGGUGGUAGCGGAGUGCUAACGGUUACUGUAAGGGAGAUUGUCACUGCAUCUGAUAGGAAAUCUUCGGCUUCCCAUGCGACGCAUGUUGAGACGAAAAGAUUGGAGAAUGUCCUUCCAU